GUAUGUAUCAUGUGUAAUGUCCAGAUUCUACUGUUUGUCUGACAUGAAAAAAUAAAAUAUAUAAAAAAUGAAAUUGAAAUAUGAACUUGUAAGUGUAAACUUUUGUAAACUGUUGAUCAAACUCAGAGAACGGAGGCAACAACAACUUUUUAUAACGUGUGUUAAAUCAAAGACACACACACGUCUGAGGCCGAACCGUCACAUGACCAAACUUCUGUCUUAAAUGUGAGCUGAACACAGUCACGUCCAUUCAUGGUUGGACAAUCACACGCUGUCCGUCUCUAAAGAGUGAGCUGUGAGCCCAGGUUUGACCCACGUCUUCAUUUCCUUCAGUUUAAAGAUAUUUUUGCUGGAACUGUUGGAGGAACACAACGUUCCCUCUGGAACUUCCUGUCAAUAAGUUCUGGUUAAAGGCUGAGUGACAUCAGGAAUACCAGGAAAACUAGAGCCACGGUAGUGUCUCUUCCUGGAGUGUAGUAUUGCUGUCUCCACCCACUGUCUCCACCCAUCUGACUUCUUUAUGCUCAGGACGCACACUAAUUAAAAGCAGACUCUUCCACAUGGCUUCAGGAGGCCCGCAGCUCCACGGAGUCCUGGUCUGGAGCUGACGCCCCACUGAACGCGUUCAUCAGAGGACGGCGUGUGAAGCUGAACCAGAACCAGGAGCAGGACCGUGAUCCUGGACCUGUGUUUGAGACAUUAACAUCUUUCCUCAGAGUCAACGACAUAAUCUAACCUGGAAUUCUUCGGAAUCCUGAGUCACUGUGGAAUUCCACUUCAGGGAAGAAGACAUGAGGGUUCAAACCUGUACCAGAGCACAGAUUCUGCAGGAGUUCCACCUGCGGUGCCACACGCUGGCGGCCAACGGUAACAGAGGCUUCAAAAAGGAGUUUGAGGAGCUGAAUGAUGUUGGCAAAGACCUCCCAACCAGAGCGGGGGAGUCAGAGGUCAACAGAGAGAAGAACAGAUACCCCUACAUCUUACCAUAUGACCACUGCCGCGUCAGGCUGUCCAUCCAGAACUCCGUCACACACACCGACUACAUCAACGCCAACUUUGUGCCUGGGGGAGGAUCAGAGCGAGACUUCAUCUGUACACAGGGUCCUCUGAACAACACCAUGGCAGACUUCUGGAGGAUGGUGUGGGAGCAGAACGUCAGGAUCAUCGUCAUGGUGACAGCACUGAGGCACAAGGACACGGUGCUGUGUGAUAAGUACUGGCCCAUGGAAGGAGGGGCCGUUCAGUACGGACUGGUCCAGGUGACAAGAGUGGGCUGCAGACAAGGCCCAGAUUAUUUAGUCACCACCCUGAACCUCAGACAGAGAGACUGUCCCACAGACAGGACCGUCUCACACUACUACUACCAGACCUGGCCCGACCGGGGCACCCCCAAGAACCCCUCCUCCUUAUGUGCCUUCACGGAGCACGUGAGGCAGCACCUGGAGUCCAUACCUCGUCUGGGUCCGGCCGUGGUCCACUGCAGGUCUGACCUCUGUCUGGGCCCCCGGGCCUCGUGUUUGAACCGGGGCUGCAGAUGUUCUCUGAAGUCCACUCUGUGUUUCUGGUCCCUCAGUGCAGGCGUGGGGCGCUCGGGGACCUUCGUCACCUUACUGUGGCUGAUGCAGUUGUGCGUUCGUGGGAUCCAGCCCGAUGUCCGAGCCGCCGUGGAGGACCUGAGGCUGCACCGCAUGUGGAUGGUCCAGACCCUGGAACAGUACAUAUUUGUGCAUCAGUGUCUGCUGCAGUGGCUGAGUGGACCACGAAGAAGCUCAGCAGGCGGCCCCCAGCCUCAGACACCAGCCCACCACCAGGACCAAGCUCACGGCUCGUCUGGACCAGAGGAGAGGACAGGGAGGAGGAGGCGUCCUCGCCGUGGACACACACCUCUCCCCGAGCCUCCACAGAACACCAUCCAGCAGCUGUUGCACCCUGGGAACCUGCUGAGGAGGUUACUGCCGUCCUCGUCUCCGACGAGUCCAGGAAACAACGCCUCCUGACCUGAAGCUGCCGAAGACGGUGGGUUAAAAGGUCAGGACGGGAAUCUGGUGCGACAACAGGACAGGAAGUGGAUGGUGAACGAACACACAUGACACAUUUGAACCAAUAUCACCAGUAGAAACAGCUGAAGCAGCCGUCCGACAGGUCCGACCAGUCCGACCGGUUCUUUUGUUGCUUACUCACACGU
This is a messenger RNA of Cynoglossus semilaevis (tongue sole), 2185 nucleotides long. RefSeq names its product receptor-type tyrosine-protein phosphatase V-like. Gene Ontology annotation, molecular function: protein tyrosine phosphatase activity. Gene Ontology annotation, biological process: protein dephosphorylation. NCBI's taxonomy places the organism in Eukaryota, Metazoa, Chordata, Actinopteri, Pleuronectiformes, Cynoglossidae. The transcript is spliced from 10 exons. The record is from RefSeq and is a predicted model, not a curated record. The coding region runs from base 792 to 1997 and encodes 401 amino acids.